Messenger RNA from Microsporum canis CBS 113480, 2037 nucleotides. Its product is annotated as endo-beta-1,3-glucanase. Gene Ontology annotation, biological process: cell wall organization. The record is from RefSeq and is a predicted model, not a curated record. Gene Ontology annotation, cellular component: fungal-type cell wall; extracellular region; cell surface. The transcript is spliced from 2 exons. NCBI's taxonomy places the organism in Eukaryota, Fungi, Ascomycota, Eurotiomycetes, Onygenales, Arthrodermataceae. Gene Ontology annotation, molecular function: glucan endo-1,3-beta-D-glucosidase activity; 1,3-beta-glucanosyltransferase activity. The coding region runs from base 1 to 2037 and encodes 678 amino acids.
AUGUCGCAGUACCAUCGCCAGGCUUAUAGAAAUCCUUCUCCUGAGCAGGACCUCGCCAUGAUGCCGCCCCAGAGCAACUACUAUUCUCCCGUUAACCCGUCCCACCACCAGGAUAUCCAAUACGACCAGCCGCAACGUUACCAACACCCGCAGCAACACCCACCGCAACACCAACAGUUCCAACAGCACUACGCUGACCCCAAUUACAUGCCACAUCACCCGGCGCAGUCGGACGUCACGGCGGGAGCAGACAACUACGGCCACGCCGCCGCCGGUGGCGGCAUGACGGGCCUGGCCUCGGGUGUCGCAUACUCUGGUCCUUCUCGUCGACACCUACACGACUCGCGUGCAUACGAGGAGAUGGGAUACCAGGAGACCAUGGGUGGCGCCUACGAUCCAUCCUAUGACCGCGCAUACAGCUCUGAACAGUAUAGUGGCAACAACAACGUCAACUACAGCAAUACGGGUGGUAACAGCUAUGACAAUGCAGGAUACAGUGCGCAUCAUCAGCCCGGCGCGUUGACACCGGGACACUCGAGCCCGCAUUACUCUGGCUCGGAGAGGAGUAUGCCGGGCAACGGAGGAGCGACCAGGUACCACUAUGAAGACCCUUACAGGCGAGACGAGUCCGGCCUGGGAGCAGUCCAUCCAGAGUCCAUCAACCCGCACGAUAUCAUCGACGACGGCGACGACGGCUUCAUCGCCGAGCCCAAGAGGCGGUCGGUGCUCAGCAUCGGGAAGAACUCGAGCCACAACAACCUCUUUGCCGGUGCCGUGCCCCUAGCUGGCACGGCAGGGUCGCGCAGUCCGGCCGGCGGGAGUGGCGGUGGUGGCAGCGGGAGGGGAGCGGACGAACCGAUAUACAACCUCGCGACGGGCGAGAAGAAGGUGUUUGCGGACGAAGAGCGCGCGAGGAAGAAGAGGCUCUGGAUCAUCGGCGUCAUCGUCGCCCUCGUCCUCGCCGCCGCCAUCGCGGGUGGUGUCACUGCCGGCGUGCUGGCAAGCAAGCCUGCAGCGCCCAACAAGUCCGGCAGCGGCUCGGGCGCAGACGACGACAGCAACGGUGACCUCGGCAAGAACUCGCCGGAGAUCAAGAAGCUGCAGAACGCCAACCUGCACAAGGUCUUCCCGGGCAUGGACUACACUCCCUGGGGCACGCAGUACCCUCUCUGCCUCAAGUACCCGCCCAGCCAGAACAACGUCACCCGCGACGUCGCCGUGCUCUCCCAGCUCACCAACACCCUCCGUCUGUACGGCACAGACUGCAACCAGACGGAGAUGGUCCUGCACGCCUUCGAGCGCCUCGAGCUCAAGCAGAUGAAACUCUGGCUCGGCGUCUGGAUCGACACCAACACCACCACCAACGACCGCCAGAUCAAACAGCUCUACAAUAUCCUCGAAAACACCCCGGACAAGUCCGUCUUCAAGGGCGUCAUCGUAGGCAACGAGGUGCUGUACCGCGGCAAAAACGACCCCUCGACCCUCACCCAGCUAAUGAAAUACAUCACCGGCGUCAAAAAUGAGCUCACUUCACUCAACCUCAACCUCCCCAUCGCCACCUCAGAUCUGGGCGACUCCUGGACAAAGCCGCUAACCAACAUCGUGGAUAUAGUCAUGUCCAACAUCCAUCCCUUUUUCGCCGGCGUGCCCUCCAGCGAAGGCAAGGGCUGGGCAUGGUCCUUUUGGACAGACCAUGACGUCGUGCUCACACAGGGCACGAACAAGAAGCAGAUCAUCUCAGAGAUCGGUUGGCCCAGUGGUGGCGGCAACAAUUGCGGUCCAUCCGUCUGUGCCGAUUCCACCUCUGGCUCCGUCGCCAGCGUCAAGGACUUGAACAUCUUUAUGGAUACCUGGGUUUGCGAGGCCAUGUCCAAUGGCACAGAUUACUUCUGGUUCGAGGCCUUUGAUGAGCCGUGGAAAGUCUCCUUCAACGAACCAGGUAAGGAAUGGGAGGAUAAAUGGGGUCUCAUGGAUCCUGGCCGGAAUCUGAAGCCUGGCCUCAAGAUUCCUGACUGUGGAGGGAAGACCGUUGAUUAA